UUUCAUCGUUCCCAAUUAUUACCAAUAUCGAAAAACUUUAAAAGGUUGGAAAAGAGAAUCGAAUUGUGAGAAAAAAAGCAAGUUUCAAUUGUUGUGUGUGAGCGUCUAUCCCCACAUUUUAAGUCAUUUUUAAGGGGUUGGAAGACGCGUUCACGGCACCUCAGCGAGUUUCGUCAACCCGUGCUGUAAACUAUUUGGAAAUCCGUGGAUCCUGUUCAAACAACAGCAAUCGACAUUCAAAGGAUUCCCGCAUUUACAUUUGACUCAUUACUUCCGUCAGCAACAUCUUCUAUACACAACGCUCUCGUACACAACAACAAAAAAGUGAAAAUGGUAAUGGACGCACAGCCAUCGCCGCAGAAUGUGGGCCGCGAGUUCGUGCGCCAAUACUAUACGCUACUCAACAAGGCACCGGACCACCUACACCGGUUCUACAACAACUCUUCUAGCUUCGUGCACGGUGGGCUUGACUCGAAGCACCAGGAUACGGCACUUGUUAUAGGACAAAAGCAGAUCCACAGCAAGAUACAGCAGCUGAAUUUCCGCGACUGUCAUGCCAAAAUCAGCCAGGUAGACGCGCAGGCCACGCUCGGGAAUGGUGUGGUGGUUCAGGUGACGGGCGAGCUCUCUAACGAUGGCCAACCGAUGAGGCGCUUUACCCAAACGUUCGUCCUAGCAGCCCAGUCGCCAAAGAAGUACUACGUUCAUAAUGACAUCUUCAGGUACCAGGACAUCUACGCGGACGAUGAUGCAGACGAAGGCGAGAGGGCGAACGGUGACGAGGAAGGACCAGACGGCUGUAUGAGCGAGUGCUUACCGGAACCGAAGCACGGUCCGACGAGUAUCGGCGUUGGAGGGAUCCAACAUCAGCAUACCCAGGCCCCGACACAGCAGCAGCAACAGGCGCAUCAACCUAUGUACUAUCCACCGAAUGCCAUGAGUACUGGUGCGGGAUUACUACCCAACUAUGGAUUACCAGCUGCAGGUGGUCAACCUACGCCAACAUCGACACAAACAAAUGUGCCGCCACCUCUCCAGGCGCAAACAUUCUCACAGCCUCAGCAGCAACAAUCGGCUCAACAGCCUCAACUGAACGGACUUCACGAUGAUCUACUGAAAAGUGUAUCAUCCGGAACGGGUAGCCCGUUACUAGCUAGUAGCACGACGGCCAGUGGAUCUUCUACAUUGCAAUCCAGCACUCUCGACCCAUCUGUUUCCACUAUGAACGUGCUUAACCAGAAGCAGCAAAACCCAUCUCAAACGCUCGCCCAAACUCAAACGGCUAUCCUGCAUGGGUUUACAACCCAGCAGCAUCCAUCUCGAAUAAUAGCCGGUGAGGCGGACGUUGUAAAACAUUCGCUCAACGAUCGCAGCCUUGCAACUGAAGGUACGCUACAGGUUUCAAACGCUACCGGCACUACCAGUCCAUCAGACGAUUUUGACAACCAUCCGUCACAGUUAGCCCAGCAAAACCAUAAGAGCCAGCAGCAGCAGCACCCCUCGAUUCCAAACCAGCCUUCCCAUUCGCAGCAGUCAGCUGGAAAUCAUGGUGGUUAUUUCGGUAGCAAGCAACAGCAGUUGCAAAAUCAGUCGGUGCUACAGUCCAUAGAACCAAAAACCUAUGCAAACUUGGUGAAGUCGGGCGUGGGGGCUGGAGGACUCACUUUUGCAUCCGCCAUCCAAGCUUCGCUGAACACAGUCGGGCAAACGCAGCAAUUGCCACUUCAACCGGCACAGCCGCAGUCGCAGCAACCGCAACCACUACAGCAGCAGGCAUCACAACCUCACCACCAACAGCAACAGCAGCAAAAUCAGGAACAGCAAGACCACCAGCAGCCUCAAAACCAGCAACCGCAGCAGCAGCAGAAAACACAACAGCAAGGAAAGCAGCAGGUGCCAGGACAGCAGCAGCAACUGUUACAACAGCAAAAGCAACAGCAACAAAAGCUGCAGCAACCGCCGUCUCACCAUCAGCAACAGCAACAGCAAUUAAAACAGCAGCAACAGAAACAACAUCAACCGCAACAGCAGCAGCAACAAACGAAACAACAGCAGCAAAAACAGCAGCAGCAACCGCAACAUCAAAACCAGCAACAACAGAGCCAAAGUCUUCAGCAGCAGCAGCAGCAUCCGCCUUCAUACAUACCGGGGAGCCGUGGCCAGCGAGAUGUUGGAGCGCCAGUUAUAUCAGGCAAUAAUGCUGCCGCAGCUGGAGGUGGAGCCAUGGGGGGCGGGCUCGGCGUAAACAACAAGUUCAACCACGACCGUCAGCAGCAGCAGCAGGAUACGAAUACACUCGGCGCUGGUCAACAGGGUGGUUCAAGUAUGACUGUUCAGCCACAACAGCAGAGGCCACAGCGCUCGAUGCGCUCCAACGGUACUGGCGGAAAUGGCAGCGCUGGAGGUUUAAGACAGCACGACAAUCGUCUUUCCGGUAGCUACGGACGUCAAAACUACGACAGUGAGGAACGGCGGCAAAGCUCGGCAGGCCAGUUUGGGGACAAUCAUCAACUGUUUCUUGGCAACAUACCGCAUCAUGCCACUGAGGAAGAACUUAAGACACUUUUUAGCAAGUUCGGCACAGUCGUUGAUUUGCGGAUCCUGUCCAAGACAGUACAAAAGCUACCAGGGGUCCGUACGCCACCUCAUUACGGUUUUAUUACCUAUGAGGAUCCGAGUUCGGUGCAAACGUGUCUGGCGAACAUGCCCCUUUAUUUUCCCGAAAAUUCGCCUGAUGGCCAGAAGCUUAACGUCGAGGAAAAAAAAACGCGCGUCCGCGGACCAAACGACACAACGGGGGGUAACAGUGUGGGCGGGGGACGCCUUAAUGGUAGCAUCGGUAGCGUUGGUGGCUCAAGUUCAGCGGGUGGGCGAGCGGCUGGGGGCGGCGGCGGUCAAUCGCGUGGAGGGCCGCUGGGUGGGGGCCAGGGUGGUGGUGUCAGCAGUAUGAACCGCGGAAGCGGAGGUGGGGGGCCCCGGAAUCUAGGAAGUGGCGCAGGGGUCGGUAGCAGUGGCCCGAAUCGAAGCACCAGUGGUGCUGGAAGUGGCAACAAUGGUGGUAGCAACAGUGGCGGUGGUGGCAGCUACAGCCAGCGGAACGACCGUAGUAAUGUGAACGCGCAACGUUCGGUUGGCAAUACAUCGGCUGUCAGCAACCGUAGCUUUGGUUCUGGCUAUUAAUAGUCGACAAAAAAUUCUAAGCGAUAGAAGAGAGGGUUUGUGUGUUGAUUGCAUUGCACAAGAACAAAUCGCUAAAGUGCGCUUGAUAACAGCGUAAGUCGGUAUACGUGUGCAUUGCGUAUUUGUGUCUAGCGGGUUUUCUUUUUAAAUACACAACUUCAAGAUAGGAGGUAGAACAAUGGUACAAGACACUGAAUCGCUGGAUGUAUCUUUUGCUGAGCCGUUAGUACCGGCUUAGUACCGUUCAAUCAGGUAGUAUCACAGCAGCACACAGGACACAAGAGACAAACAAAAAAGGAAACGCUGCAAACAUUACUGAACAAUACUAGCGACCAUCUGUCCGACAUGAGAUAGUUGCUCCAGUUUUCGAUAGCUUUUCCUUUCCUUGUUCAACACAUGAAAUGAAAAGGGACUCUUCGAAGAUAACCAAAAUACAGCGCAAUGGCAUGGUGUUAGCAGAGAAUGAAGCAUAAAGUAAAUGAGUGAAGGCGCUGAAAAGACAAAGAAGAGAAGCUAUAAAUGGCUAUAGACAAAAAAUAAGACGCAAUAAUUGUAGAGCAGAAAUAGUUACAACAAACCACGGCAGAUAUUACUGCAGCAGGAUGUGUCCUACAUUAAGAAUAUCCAUUUUUGAUACAAUUUUCCUAUGAUGAAUGUGAGCUGUGGCGAUCAUCGAGGAGCAGAGAAACGCUACUUGCUCAUUUGCUAGCCUGUUUACCGUUAGUUCAUUUCCUAAUAGUAGCUUACAUUUAUAACCCGAGCAAGCAUAUAGCUCAUCAUACACGUACACUUCCGACAACACAAGCACACAAAAGUACGUCAUUCUCCAGGUAUUAUGGUAGGAUGCAUAUGAGCGAAUCCCACAAAAAUGAGAUAAAUAUGUUUUUUACACAUCUUAAUUUAAGAUAACAGCGCGUCCGUUUAACGUAGAGAUGAAAGUCAAACGAAAAAGUAUGGAAUAAAACAAAUCUAUAGCUGGAAAUCUCGUAGAUAUAUGGAAACAUAACAUUAAACAUUCAUUGGCUAUUCGAUGACAUGCGCCCGGGCAUUCGAACUUGAUAAAGGAUACAGCUGCUUUCACAUCCAGAGCGUUUUUAAAAAC
This is a messenger RNA of Anopheles darlingi, 4282 nucleotides long. RefSeq lists its product as uncharacterized. The record is from RefSeq and is a predicted model, not a curated record. Gene Ontology annotation, cellular component: cytosol; ribonucleoprotein complex. Bases 331 to 3180 code for a protein of 949 amino acids. The transcript has 4 exons. Gene Ontology annotation, molecular function: mRNA binding. Lineage: Eukaryota; Metazoa; Arthropoda; Insecta; Diptera; Culicidae.